AUGAGCAGCCGAGGAGCUGAACAGAAAUGUGGCCCAACAGAUGGAAAACCCAGAGUGCUAAACGAGGAGGAGAACUUCUAUGACUGCCAGGAGACUCUGGAACAUCCAGAUCAAACAGGAGGAGGAGACAAGGAAGAGGGCGAGGAAGAGGUGGAAAAGACCCGACAGGAUGAAGAAGGGCUGCAGGAGGAGCAACAGGACGACAGGCUGCAGCAGGACGACACGCUGCAGGAUGACUCAGAUUCAGAACUGAAGGAGAAGAGCCAGGAGGUCGAGUUUGACGAUGACUACCUGAGGGAGGUGGAGAAGGAGAUGACAGAGGAGGAGAAGGAGAGUCGACGGCAGCAAAGUUUAAGUCUGAAAGAAAAGGGAAACAACCAGUUUAAAGCAGGAAACUGGUUGGAGGCGGAGCGGAGCUACAAGGAGGCGUUGGUCAUAUGUCCGGUGUGUUUCAGCAGAGAGAGAGCCGUGCUGUUCUCCAACCGAGCUGCUGCCAGGCUGCACCUGGAUCUGAAGGACCAGGCAAUCUCAGACUGCACCAGAGCGAUCGAGCUGAAUCCAGACUACGUGCGGGCGUUGCUGAGGAGGGCGGAGCUUUAUGAGCAGACGGAGAAGCUGGAUGAGGCACUGGAGGACUACAAGAAGGUUCUGGAGCGAGACCCCAACCAGACCAGCGCCAGACACGCCUGCAUGAGGUUACCUCAGCAGAUUCAUGAGAGAAAUGAGAAGUUGAAGGAAGAGAUGAUGGGUAAACUGAAGGACCUGGGGAACAUGGUCCUGAGACCUUUUGGGCUUUCAACCAACAACUUCCAGGUGACCCAGGAUGCUAACACCGGCUCCUACUCCAUCAACUUCGUCCAGAACCCAAACAACAACAACAGAUGA
This is a messenger RNA of Scatophagus argus, 885 nucleotides long. RefSeq names its product tetratricopeptide repeat domain 1 (gene ttc1). The coding region runs from base 1 to 885 and encodes 294 amino acids. The transcript has 8 exons. Gene Ontology annotation, molecular function: protein binding. NCBI's taxonomy places the organism in Eukaryota, Metazoa, Chordata, Actinopteri, Scatophagidae. The record is from RefSeq and is a predicted model, not a curated record.